CUCGCCUACCGGAAGUACAGCAUGUUGUGUUUCCGGUUGCUGUUUUUCAUUAACAGAAUGUUAUUUAUUAGCUCUUGGACUAAUAUUUCCGUCCUGAUGCAGUGAUUUUGGUCCAUUUCGUGGAUAGAUCGCGUCUCGGGAGGAAUUCCUGCCUCCAGGACUGCUCUCAGCUCCUCGGCCCUCCGCUGUGCUGCUGCAGCAGCUAGUUAGCUGCUAGCCUGUUAGCCACCUAGCUUGUUAGCGGCUGGUAACCGAGCAGGUGGAUCUUAAUGCUGGCUCCAUAACUGUGGCCCCAGGAUCACCAAUGGCAGCUCGGCGUUCCUUCACAGACUCUGACACUGCGGAUGAAGCGGUGAGGACGACCUGUGACGAUGCAACCAUCUGCAAAAGGUUUGCCACCAGUAAAGGCUACUGGAAGGACUCGUGUCUCCAGUACUUUGUGAGAAACGUAGGGGAACGGAAGGCGCCCGAAAUCAACAGAGGUUACUACGCCCGCGUUCAAGGCGUCAACCUUCUGCUCGAUGCGUUUCUGAAGAAAACCCAAUGUCUCUGUCAAGUGAUCAACCUUGGUGCCGGCCUGGACACCACCUUCUGGAGACUAAAGGAGGAAAACCUGCUGCCACGCAAGUUCUUUGAAGUUGACUUUCCAACCGUUGUGGCCCGGAAAAUACACUACAUAAAGACAAAACCACCGCUGUCCAAACCCAUCAUCGACGAGCACUCCAGCGACACGUUGCUGCUAGAGCCGCACGCCCUCGACUCGGACCGUUACUGCAUCAUCGGCGCAGACCUCAGAGACGUCUCCGGCCUGGAUGAAAAGCUGAAGAAGUUCCAGCUGGACCCGGAGUUGCCCACGUUGCUCUUAUCAGAGUGUGUGCUGGUUUACAUGACCCCGGCGCAGUCCUCCAGCCUGAUUCGCUGGGCGGCAGAAACCUUUCACACCGCCAUGUUUAUAAACUACGAACAGGUGAACAUGAGCGACCGCUUCGGCCAGGUGAUGGUGGAGAACCUGCAGAGGCGCCAGUGCUCGCUGGCUGGAGUCGAGGCCUGUCAGUCUCUGGACUCUCAGAGGGAACGUUUCCUGAAGACGGGCUGGGAGAAUGCCGACGCUCUGGAUAUGAUGACGGUCUACAGCGUUCUCCCUCAGGAGGAUGUGGCGAGAAUCGAGCGUUUGGAGUUCCUAGAUGAAAAAGAGCUGCUGCAGCAGCUUCUUCAGCACUACUGCAUCUGCUGGGCCACCAAGGACAAACUCAGCCUGGGUCUGUCGCAGGUGGCGUUCUGAGUGGGGAAACGUGACGCACGGGUUUGGCAGAAUCAGCAGGAGGAGGUCCGACCGAGGAGGACCUCGUCUCCUGGGAGGUGUGGCGAUGCGAGACCUCCUGACAUGAGCCGUCUGCUUCCCUGUAGAAGCCGUUAGUGUUUGAGGUGUAAACGCCGUCAGGACUGGGAGGAAGUCUGGUGCACCUCUGGUACCAGAUGCUGACUGUAAAAAGACAAAAAAGCAAAGAUAUUUAAGAUGUAAAGCUGUUUUCACAUGAUCUGCUCGUCUGUUAAAUUAAAGCCUGAGAGAAGUGAAGGA
Messenger RNA from Fundulus heteroclitus (mummichog), 1579 nucleotides. RefSeq names its product leucine carboxyl methyltransferase 1 (gene lcmt1). Bases 305 to 1282 code for a protein of 325 amino acids. The record is from RefSeq and is a predicted model, not a curated record. NCBI's taxonomy places the organism in Eukaryota, Metazoa, Chordata, Actinopteri, Cyprinodontiformes, Fundulidae. Gene Ontology annotation, biological process: C-terminal protein methylation. Gene Ontology annotation, molecular function: protein C-terminal leucine carboxyl O-methyltransferase activity. Gene Ontology annotation, cellular component: cytosol. The transcript is spliced from 11 exons.